CUGGCCAGGUCAGCCUAGAACGGCUGCCUAAAAGUUCACAUCAAGCCAGUUCAAGCCAGCAACCGCUCCGCGGGGUUCGUGCGGAAUGGCGACGUCGGGGUUCAAGCAGGAUUUGCCUCCUGAAGGGGGCUAUGCCCCCUUCAAUUUUAAACGUGUGCCUGCCAAAGUAUUAAUGUCCGGUUACAGGAUGUUUGGGCUCUAUGCAGUUUUUACUGCUUUCUCAUGGUACAUGUUGAAGAACAGUUUUGUUAGGAAAAAGUUGAUCGAAAUUGAAAGUAACGAUGGACAUAAUGCACUACAGCCUCUCCUGCUUGCUGAGAGAGACAGACUGUACCUGAAGCAGCUGAAGAAGAACCGUGAGGAAGAGCGGGAGCUGAUGAAGGAUGUGCCUGGAUGGGUAGUGGGCACCUACUACGGAGAGCCCCUGUACAAAACAAUCAGUCCCGACACUCACCUCGAUCCUGUCGCUGAGGAGUUCUUCGCGCAUGCAGAGCCCAAGAGAGCCGACGAGAUUUGGCACUACUGGGACACCAACUUCUGAGCUGCUGUGGCUUUUCACCAUUUGCUAGGGGCACUGCCUGUUUAAUUUGUUUGCUUUAGAUAUCCUGUUUGAGUGCUUCCAUUAAAGAGCACAAGAGCCUG
Molecule: messenger RNA, 642 nt
Organism: Rhipicephalus microplus (southern cattle tick)
Lineage: Eukaryota; Metazoa; Arthropoda; Arachnida; Ixodida; Ixodidae
Gene: ND-B16.6
Product: NADH dehydrogenase (ubiquinone) B16.6 subunit
Cellular component (GO): respiratory chain complex I
Source: RefSeq, a predicted model, not a curated record